Molecule: messenger RNA, 162 nt
Organism: Rotaria sordida
Lineage: Eukaryota; Metazoa; Rotifera; Eurotatoria; Philodinida; Philodinidae
Source: the annotation of a GenBank genome assembly
AUAUCUCAAACAUCAAGAAAACCAAGUUUUAUAAGUCAUCAUCCAUCGGAUGAAAGUGAAGAUAAAUCAAUUGAUUUAAAUGGAAAGGAUAUUGAUUAUUCUGUUUUAUAUAAUGAGACAGUGGAAGAUUUUAGUUUUACAAGUACACGUAAACAAGCUUAA